Molecule: messenger RNA, 4749 nt
Organism: Dreissena polymorpha
Lineage: Eukaryota; Metazoa; Mollusca; Bivalvia; Myida; Dreissenidae
Product: zinc finger protein 410-like
Exons: 7
Coding region: 295-831 (178 amino acids)
Cellular component (GO): nucleus
Source: RefSeq, a predicted model, not a curated record
UUCAAAGAUGCGGAUCCCAAACUUCUUGAAAAGCAGGAAGUUCAGCAGCCAUCGUCUCUAGCACUCAGUUAUAUAUUAAAACAUUUUUCAAAAGGCGGAGUGCAACUAAGAAAAGACCUGUUAGAUAAACAAAAAAAGAGUAAAAUAAACAUUCCCUCACCAUCCCUUCAGAUAAGAAGUGCAACACCUACAGGUAGUGACCUGGGGGAGGAAGAUGAGUUGUGCAGUGAAGAUGAAGACAGCGAAGACUCCUACACCACACAGGAAGAGUUGACCACAGAUCUCAUACUGGGCAUGAUGCAGAACCUCAAGGACAGUGAUGGAGACAAGCCUUUUGCCUGUCCUGUGCCAGGCUGUAAGAAGCGAUACAAGAACGUAAAUGGUAUGAAGUACCAUGCCAGGCACGGACAUAGGAAGGACCCCAGUCUGUUUUGCCGCGUAAAGAAAGCAUUCAAAUGUAAAUGUGGCAAAAGUUACCGAACUAGUCACAAACUGCGGGCACACAUGAUUGUCCAUCAUUCAACGUCGGACUUGCUUAAGCAGGGCACACCAGUGUCGCUGACAGGCACUGGAAUUGGCAGUGUAAUGUCCAUCCAAAAAGUGUCUGCGUCUGCCCCAGUGAUGACCAAUGCAGUGUUCUCCAUGGCGGCCCCUGGGAACCAGUCCUGCAUCACAACAGGAGCGUUUCCUGGGCAGAGCCUCAAUCUGGUCCCUGUAACCGUGACAACCACCAAGCAGGGGCAGAUCACUCUGACAAGCACUGGCGCCACCUUGCAGCUGAUUGGCUGCCCACAGGCGGAGAUGAUGACGACUGAAUCAAAGGCAGAGUAGUUUGUUUGCUCGUAGUUCUCUGGCUAAAAAUCUUUGAAAAGAUUAUGUGUGGCAGUAAAAUAAUAAAUAAGCUUUAAAGAAUGUUGCUCUUUCAUAAGUGAUCAAAAUUGGACCUUUGUGUACAAUACUAAUUUAAAAUUAACAUAAUGAGUAUUUUGACAAUUAUAAAUGUCCCAAAAUGAUUUAAUUGUAUGCCUAAAGUGAUGUUCAUGAUAUAUUUUGAUUUUAAGUAGAUAAACAUUGGAAACUUUCGAUUUUUCAAUAUCUCAACUGGAAACUUAUGGAAGUUAUGCUUGUCAUUUCAUGGAUUUAAAAGUUUUGAGCAAGUUGUGCUGAAACUUAUUGUGGCUUAUUUAAACAAUUCAGAUGAGUGAUUUUUGUCUUGCCUAAUUUCUUGGUUAUCUAUUGUAAAUCCUGUUGUUCCACUCAUUUGUAAUUUGAUGAAUAUGUGUGAAGUUUAGUGACAAUUACCGGUAGUCAUGCAUAAUAUGUUAUACAAUCUGCUUUUAUCAAAACUUCUUUUUUGGUCAAAGUGAAUUUUUGAUUGAUUUUUUUUGUACUUUCACAUCCAAUGUAAACUUAUCAAUUUCUUAAUUAUUUUAUUUCGACUGUUGUAUAUUAAAUUAUGAAUCUCACAAAAAAGUGAAAUAAUGAUUUUACACUAGGCCAACCUUAAAAAUAUGUUUGUUUGGCAUAACCCGACCCAAGUAAAUUUGGGUGGGUAGGUAGGUAGGGAUUUUAUUUUUUUUUAGUAAUUUUUUUUCUGACAUUGAACUCCGACAUAUACCAAACUGAAAGGUAAUUAUCAAAUAAAGCUCUUAGUCUUCUGCCUCAUGAAAGGAAAUUGGUAAAGAUUUUUCUGCACCGUCCGUAUCACCGUUCCUGUAUUUGUAAGUCUAUUUUUUUCUAUAAAGAACAUCAAAAAUAUAAUAUAAUCGACGAAAAAUAUUUUAUCUGAAAACGACAGUCCGAAAAAUUGUAUGCAUUUUGCACAUGAAAAUAAAUGUGCAUAUCGUUAUGAAAGAAAAUGAAAACAAGUAACCUAGCAAAUACGUAACUAAUAAACUAUUUGGUUGACAUAUUACUUUACAAUAGCAUAGUUUGUGAGUAAAAAACAACAAAGUAAUUAUAAUUUUUUAAUUUCAAUCAAGAACAGAAAGGUGUAACGCCUUUGACAUGUAACUAAUUCUUUAAUUAUCAUCCUUUAAUUCAGAUUGAUAGUCGGUAGAAAGUUGUAAAGUGAUCAUUAUUUAGUGUUACACUUCUUUUUAUUUGCUUAUUUUUAUACGACUUUUGCCAUCGACAAUAUCAACUGUGUAUUCCAUUAUCUGCACAUGAAUGACCCAAUAUUAUCCGAUAGCGAACUCAAUGUUGAUUGGCCAGCUACCAUAUGCGCUUCAAAAAGUUCAUGGAAACAAAGAGAAAAAUAGUUUUAAAAAUCUGGAUUAAAAUGGCGGAUGUUUUCAAUGAAAUUUAACGAGAUUUUAGCAUAUUCGCAAAUUAUAUUUUACUUGAGCCAAAUUCGCUAUAUUUUCGGAAAUGGCGAACGACAGCGCGAGCCCUGUAAUCGCAUGUGCAUAUGUCAAAUAAAUAGGCGAUUCAAAUUAAUACCGGUACGCGUUUUGUUCAUUGCUAUUCUAGAUAUAUCCUUGAAAGAGCAUUCAAUUAAAUGACGCAAAUAACGGGAAAGGAUAAAAAGCGGAAAGGAAAAAUUUAGCGAAAAAAUUUUUUAGGCGAGCAAAAAAAAAAUUGGGGGGGAAAGUAACACAAAAAAUUCAGUCGGGCCGAUUUUAGUGUGUCGGUCGGGUUAUGCCAAACAAAAGAAUUUUUAAGGAUGGCCCUUUUCUGCUAUAACUUACAUCACAUUUUAUUCAUAUUUUUGUUGUUCAGAGACCAAAACAAUUCAAUAUAAAUAAAUGAUUGUGUUCAUGUUUGUUAUCCAAAUUAUAUUCUGAAAUGAUUUGGUUGUGUUUCUCAAAGCAGUUUGAAAUUGAAUAGUACAAUUUCUACGUGCCAGAAGUGGACCUUACUUACAAAUAAUGAAUUUGUUUAACAUAUUUGGAUUGUGUGCAAUAUUCAAAUUUGCCAUAAUGCAUAAUUGUAUAUAAAGUGAACAAAAUAAUUAUUGUGUUAAUUUAUUUGUGGGAAUGUAUUCUUUAUAUUCAUGUCAAAAAUAUUUGUGGUGAAGAAUUUGUAUCGAGGUGGAACGAUGCUUACACUGAAUAUUAAUCUCAUUCAACAUUUUACCUGUCUUUCAUUUGGAUCAGUUUGAAUGAGCAGUUUCAUUUCACUGUACAUAUUUAUGUUUCAAUUAUUUAUAUAUUGUUCUUACUUUUGUUUAUUAUUGUACCUUGAUAGUCAUGUAAACAUGGCGUGAUGUUAACCUAGCGUGAUGUGAACGUAGCAUGGUGUAAACAUGGCGUAUGUGUAAACUGGUACUGUAUCAUUGUAAAAUUUGUCUUUCAAUCACUUAUAUUAUUUGUGCCAAAAAAAGUUAUAAAAUGUGUGAAAAUUAUCAAAAUAAUAAUUUUUGUGCACACUGCAAUAUAAUUGAUAUUUUGGGUUUUCAUAGUUGUGAUCUUGGUCGUCUGUGACAUGUUUUGCAGCCUUUUUGAGAAUCUAUUCUCAUCAGCAUCAUUGCAAACAAGGCCAAUAAGCUCGUCUGGUUUUACAAGGACAUAAUUAUGGUUAUCUCAGGAUGGUUAACCCUUUCCCACUUAGCUACGUAUUUUGACACAUUUGUAGUUUCAUUACAAAAAUAAUUUUCUUACUAGAUUUAAGUUACAAAGGGUGCAUUUAAGCCUUACAUACUGAUGAGCAGCAAACAGCAUACAACCUAAACAGACUGCUAGUAACUCGCAGGCUAUUCUGGUUUUAUGCUGUUUGCAUUUAGCCAUUUUCACUUUGCCUCUGAGUUGGAAAGGGUUAAAGACAAACAUUGAUUGUGAUUAUUGAAGACCCUAAAUAUUAAAUUGAAGCAUUGGGUAAUGAUGUUGAUUAGUGUUGUUUGUUUUUGUAAACUUUUUGUCCAUAAUGUGAUUUAUUUUCGAAUCUGUGUUGAUUAUUUUCUAGUUGUGAAGUGCUUAACUUGUGCAGUAUUUAUAUUUAUGGUAUACUUGUGUUUUAAACUUAUAUAUAGUUUGAUGCUAUUUCUAUUUCUUUGUUGUUUCUUUCGUAGAGCUUAGAAUAGUGUAGAAAGUACUUGCAUAUGAGCCUGCUUAUAAAAGAUCUUGUUGGUUAUUAUUUGUAUAUGAAAAAAUCAUAUAUUAUACAAGAAUAUUACUGUGUAGUAAGUCUUUAAGAAAUGUUUAUUUAUGUAAAACUUCAUGUAUAUUCCUAGAUAAUGUAAUUGAUGUGUAUGUAAUUAUUUUUAAUGUAUAAUGAAAUGACUGGUUUAUUUAGAUGCAAGAUAAAUAUAACAGCGUAUUAUUAUACAAAUUCCAUUACUUAUUUUUUAAAAGUGGUAUGAACAUCGAACUAAACAGAACAAAAUUGGUCCAUUGUUAACUUUACAUUCAAAUAUUCCCUAAUGUAUUAGAGUUUUUUUAACCAGGUUUUCCGAAGGAAAAAACUGGUUAUUAGAUUGGCGAAUGCGGGCGGUCUGGCUGGCUGGCGGGCUGGCGGGCGGGCGGAACAAGCUUGUCCGGGCCAUAACUAUGUCGUUCAUUGUCAGAUUUUAAAAUCAUUUGGCACAUUUGUUCACCAUCAUUGGACGGUGUGUCGCGCGAAAUAAUUACGUCGAUAUCUCCAAGGUCAAGGUCACACUUUGAGUUCAAAGGUCAAAAAUGGCCAUAAAUGAGCUUGUCCUGGCCAUAACUAUGUCAUUCAUUGUGAGAUUUUAAAAUCAUUUGGCACAUUUGUUCACCAUCAUGGGACGGUGUGUCGCACAAAAGAAUUACGUCAAUAUCUCCAAUGUCA